Messenger RNA from Lepus europaeus (European hare), 1002 nucleotides. RefSeq names its product melanoma-associated antigen B10-like. Bases 1 to 1002 code for a protein of 333 amino acids. Gene Ontology annotation, biological process: negative regulation of transcription by RNA polymerase II. Gene Ontology annotation, cellular component: nucleus. The transcript has a single exon. The record is from RefSeq and is a predicted model, not a curated record. NCBI's taxonomy places the organism in Eukaryota, Metazoa, Chordata, Mammalia, Lagomorpha, Leporidae.
AUGCCUCGGGGUCGUAAGAGCAAGCUCCGAGCCCAGGCAAAACGCCGUCAGGCCCAGGAAGAGCCUCAGAAUCUGGUGAGUGCUCAGGCCACGGCAGGAGUGACAGAACGGGCCCACUCUUCUUCAUCUAAUCGUGUCAGUACUCCCCAGAGAUCAACUGCUUCUGGGGCCACCAGCACUACUGCUGCAGCUGUUUCACAUGCAAGAUACGAUAACCAAGUGAGGGAAAGGCCAACAUCCUCACAGGCCCAGGUUGCCUUUGGGCACUUAUGUAGUGCCCCUCUGGAUGAGAAUGUGGUUACUUUGGUGCAAUACUUGCUGCUCAAGUAUCAAAUGAAAGAGCCUAUUUGGAAGGCAGAUGUGAUGAGAAAUAUAAUCCGUUUGCCCAAGAGCCACUUCCAUGAGAUCUUGAUGAAAGCUUCUGAGUACAUGGAGCUGAUCUUUGGCCUUGACAUAAGGAAGCUGGAUCCCAACAGGCACAUCUAUGUCCUCAUCAACAAGUUGGAUAUAAGCUACGAUGCAAAGCUGGGCGAUGAUGAAGGAAUCCCCAAGACUGGCUUGCUAAUGACAAUCUUGGGUGUGAUCUUUGCGAGGGGCAACUGUGCCACUGAGGAGCAAAUAUGGCAAAUUUUAAAUAUAAUGGGGAUAUAUGAUGGGAGGAGGCAUUUCAUUUUUGGGGAUCCCAGGAAGCUUAUCACCGAGGAUUUGGUGAAAGCAAAAUACCUGAUAUACCGGGAGGUUCCCAAUACUAUUCCUCCACGCCAUGAAUUCUUAUGGGGCCCAAGAGCUUAUGCUGAAACAAGUAAGAUGAAAGUCCUUGAGUUUUUAGCCAAGGUCCAUGAUAUUGCCCCUACUGCCUUUACAUCGUGGUAUGCGGAAGCUUUGAGAGAUGAGGAAGAGAGAGCCCGAACCAGAGCUGCCGCUAGAGCUCGCAUUAGAGCCAUAGCUGAUGCACGUUCCAGGGCCUUACUCAUCAGGCCCUCCCACACUAGUAAAGUUUGA